Etheostoma cragini (Arkansas darter) is the source of this 3413-nucleotide messenger RNA. Its product is annotated as prostaglandin F2 receptor negative regulator. NCBI's taxonomy places the organism in Eukaryota, Metazoa, Chordata, Actinopteri, Perciformes, Percidae. The coding region runs from base 331 to 3009 and encodes 892 amino acids. The transcript is spliced from 15 exons. The record is from RefSeq and is a predicted model, not a curated record.
CCCCCCCCUAUCAGUCUGUCUUUCCCUCUCUAUCAAUCUCGCCUUUAUUCCCGUGCACACGUUAAACCGGUUUAGUGUAGGCUACGUGUGUGAACCAUGAAAACACUCCCGUCAGGACGCUUUUUACUGGACUAGGAAUCAGGCGUGUUCCCCCGUGUAGCUCGGCGGCUUCGCCCGGUGUGCGCUGCGGACUGACUGCUCACAUCUGAAGAGUUGGAUUGGAUUGACCGACAGCGGCGGGAGAGGACUGUGUUACCCCACACACAGGACAAAGAAGACUGGGGGGAAAUUACGGGAAAAAGAUAAGAGUGGAAGAAGAAAGGAAGGAAAAUGGAUAGAUGUCUCCUCACGCUCGUCUUUGGUCUUUUAAUGCUCGGUGGGUGCUGGGCCCGGGUGGUGUCGGUGUCUCCUGGUCCAUUAAUCCGGGUGGAGGGUCAAACGGUGUCCAUCAGAUGUGAUGUUAAUGAGUAUAGCGGACCGAGAGAGCAGGAUUUUGACUGGAUGAUGUCCAAGGAUGCGAACGGGAAGCGGAUGAACAUCAUUUCCACCAUCGACGUCAGCUACUCCGACCCGUUGCUCAGCAAGCGCGUUGCGUCCGGCGACAUCUCGGUGGUGCGCCUCAUGGACAACGAGGUGGAGCUGAAGAUCGCGGAGGUGAAGUCGACGGACGCCGGUUUCUACUGGUGUCAAACCCCGAGCACGGACUCCGUCGUCAGCGGCAACUACGAGGCUAAGGUCCAACUCACUGUCAUCCUCAACACCCUCAAGGUCUCGCCCCAGACCCCGCCCCCAGUCAUCUCAGAAGGAAGUGACCUCACGCUCUCCUGCAACGUCACCCGGGAGCUCACCCACUCCACCUACCUCUCCGUCACCUGGUCGGUGAAGAGGGGCGCGACAUCGGAGGAGAUUUUGACUUUUGGCCCUCAGGGAGACGUGGUCACCGGGGCCAAGUACACCCGGCGCUACGCUGACGGAGGCAUCCGAUUGGUCCCCGGGAAGAAUGGAGUUUUUGAACUGGUGAUUUCCAAAGUGACGACGUCUGACGAGGGGAUUUAUGAAUGCAACGGAACUGAAUGGACGUACGAAAAGGGAGGGAAGUGGAUCAAAAUCGUGGAGAGCAAAAAAGAGAUGGGAACUGUGGCUGUAACUCCUACAGGUCAGUCCCUGAGUGUGAAGGCUUCGUCUUCGUCUUCCUCCUCCACGCCCCUGCUGCUCUCCCCCGGCGAGAAGCUGACCCUGGUCUGCUAUGUCGCCGCCGACAACCUCCCCGCCCUCGCCCUGGAAGUGACCUGGCUGGCCGACGGCCGCGAAAUAACCACCAUGGAGCUGAGCGGGGUGGUGAUCUCCAACACGUCCUCGAGCGGCGCGCAGGGAAAGCGAGGGGAGGCGAGCCUGGAGCGGACGGGGGUCGGGGAAUACAAGAUGGGCGUGAGGGGGGUGAGCGGGGAGGACGCAGGGGUGUACGCCUGCCGCGUCCGAGCCUUCAUCGAGAAAGGAGGAAGGAGCUCGGGAGGAGGAGGGAGGUGGCACAUGGUAGCCGAGAAAACAUCCAGCCCUUUAACAGUGAAGGUGGCGCAGAUCAAACCGAGCUUCACGGUGACCCUUGAAGCCGUGCUGAACCCCAAGAUGACGGCCGAACCCACAGAGCUGGCAUGCCGUGUCACCAACAUUACCCAUCUAUCCCUGGGAGGCCGACUGGGUGUCACCUGGCUGCACACUCCACUUCCUGGCACAGGGGGUGGUCCUCAGACCUCACAUUCCAUUGGCUCCCUGGACGGCUAUGGCAACCUGUUGCCGGGAUCGGUGUAUUCCGACAGGCUGAAGAGCGGCGUGAUGUCUCUCAGCAGAGUCCAGCCCGACACAUUUAAACUGCAAAUCCUCCGCACUCAGGAGAUUGACAUGGGCCAGUAUGUCUGCACUGUGUCUGCUUGGAGUGUUAACAGCCAGGGGGACAUUGUGAAUACUGCCGAGUACCAGAGCUCGCAGCUGGCUGUACGAUGGGAUACCAAACGUCCCACUCUGAACGUCGUGGCCAAACGCGUCCGUGAAGCCUCAGCGGGCGGUGCUACCUUUGAGAUGAGCUGCAUCGUGGCCACUGAGAACCUCGGUGAGGCGGGUUACUCGGUGCUCAUCCAAUCGCAGGACAGCCUGGAUGGCAGCGUGAGAACCAUCAUGAGUCUCAGCCCGGACAACGUCCUACAGCACGGAGGAGCCACGGACCCCAACAGGAGAGACAGUCUAGUUCUGACAAAGUCCGGUCCGGCAGAGUUUCAGUUUCGGCUAGCGGGCGUCCAGUUGUCCGACAGGGGGUUCUACUGGUGUGACAUCACCGCAUGGACCAAACAGCAGGCAGGACAAGCGUGGACAAGAGCCACCAGUGCAGAGUCUAACAAAGUCAGGAUCGACUUCCAGGAAAACGGGCCGUCCUAUUCCGUCGCCAUCCAUUCAGACACCAGCGUUGUUAAUCCGUGGGAAACGGCCAAGAUGGAGUGUGCGCUCGGAGUCACUGGGUCUUCCCCGAAGACCGGCACGCAGACAGAUGACCUGGCCUAUGAGGUGCAUUGGUUUUUCACCAGGCUGCGCGGCGGAGAGACAACGACCGAGGUGGCCAGCGUCGACCGCUUCGGCGUUGUGACGAAAGACGUUCGCAACUCAUCCAGUGACAUUUCAAUAGAGCGCAAAGACACACACACCUACCUGUUGAACAUCCAUGGCACUCAGGACAGUGACAGUGGGGAGUAUCACUGCGUCGCCACUCCCUGGUACCUGUCGGCCUCAACAGGAGCCUGGACUCAAGCCGGAGGGCUGACGUCACCUCGAGUCUUCCUUACAGUCCGAUUUGCUGUGUGGGACUCCCUCAAGUUACCUCUCUUAUACGGAGUAGCGGCCUCAAUAGGUGUGGGCCUCUUCUCUCUGGUCCUAGGUCUGGUUUGCGCCCAGUGCUGCUGCCGCAACACCACACACACUCCGCGCUCCCGCAACAAACUCAUGGACCUGGAGAUGGACUGACAAACACUUUCCCCCGCACCCACACACUGCAGCGCUCACAGGAAACACCACACACACAACAGACACACGCCCAUAGACGAUUUCUGGGACACCCAGUUGUUUCCAUGCGAAGGACGUUGGGAGUAAAACGACCCAUCGCCUUGGAAACCGAAGCCCGACUUCGUCAAUCGCAGUGCUUUCGGGGGGUGCUCGGGGUUUCCUCAGCUCUGCAGUGGUGGAGCAGGGGAACGCGCCAACGAGACUUGACUUUCUAUGGAGAUCCAUUAAUAUCGACGGAGCUUCCAGUGAUUCUUUUUUUUUUACCCAAGAAACUCAAGAGUUUAAUUUGUGUGGAACAGGAUGCUUCUGAGACAUCACUGCCGCUUGGGAAUAAAGGACCACUAAAGGAGAACAGAUGAAGCUCU